Protopterus annectens (West African lungfish) is the source of this 1841-nucleotide messenger RNA. Its product is annotated as collagen alpha-1(I) chain-like. Lineage: Eukaryota; Metazoa; Chordata; Ceratodontiformes; Protopteridae. The coding region runs from base 134 to 1834 and encodes 566 amino acids. The record is from RefSeq and is a predicted model, not a curated record. The transcript has 5 exons.
ACUAUUUCAAUUCUGAGUCAGAUAAUUGGCACAAAUGUUACAGUAAGGUACAGAAUCUGUGAGCGUCAGACACACGGAGAUUGCGUGAUUCAGUUUCAGAUUAAAAAGAUCACGGAGCAAAAUAUCAGGCGACAUGGAUGAAUUUUCGCUUACUGAUGCCCUGCCUGAUUCUGCAAAGACAAACAAGGCAAAUGGUACAAAACCAGGUCAGCAACCACAGCCAGGAUGGCCAGGAACUAAUUCAUGGAACAGCAUUCCAAGUGCUCCGCCAGCUACAUCAUCCAUGACACCAAGUGCACCUGCAUCUAAUGCAACUUAUGGAACAGGAUCAGCUGGACUCUAUCCAUCAGCCACUGCAUCAGCAGGCCCAUAUCCUUCAGCUCCUGGCUCAGCAGGAUCGUUUCCCACAGCACCUGGAUCAAUGGGUCCGUAUUCAUCAACUUCUGGUUCAGGUGGGCCAUAUUCUGCAACUGCUGGAUCCACAGGACCAUACUCUGCAACCGCUGGAGUCGGUGGACCUUAUUCAACUCCUGGAGCACCUGGACCAUACUCUUCAACUUCUGGAGCCACUGGGCCUUACCCCACAACUAGUAGCUCCACAGGGCCAUAUUCUUCAACUGCUAGCUCUACAGGACCAUACUCUACAACUGCUGGCUCCACUACACCUUACCCAGUAGGUGCUGGUUCUGUUGGCCCCUAUUCUGGCACUGCUGGCUCAACUGGUCCUUACAGUGGUGGUGCUGGCUCAACUGGCCCAUACUCUGGGGCUGCUGGCUCAACUGGCCCAUACUCUGGGGCUGCUGGCUCAACUGGUCCAUACUCUGGGGCUGCUGGCUCAACUGGUCCGUACUCUGGGGCUGCUGGCUCAACUGGUCCGUACUCUGGGGCUGCUGGCUCCACGGGUCCGUACUCUGGGGCUGCUGGCUCCACGGGUCCGUACUCUGGGGCUGCUGGCUCCACGGGUCCGUACUCUGGGGCUGCUGGCUCCACGGGUCCGUACUCUGGGGCUGCUGGCUCCACGGGUCCGUACUCUGGGGCUGCUGGCUCCACGGGUCCAUACUCUGGGGCUGCUGGCUCCACGGGUCCAUACUCUGGUGGUACAGCAGCUGGAGCCUCUGGGCAGUAUCCUCCAUCUGGCACUGGCUCCACUGGCCCAUACACUGGUGGUGCUACAGCUGGUGCCUCUGGGCAGUAUCCCCCAACUGGACCUGCACCUGGUGGACCUUAUCCAUCUCAGAGUGGGACUCCUAGUACUGUACCUAGUGGGCCACAGUCUGGUUCAGCAGUGCCAUACCCUUCAGGGCCAUAUUCUACCCCUGGUAUGCCAUACCAAACACCUGGUGGUCAGUCUGGGCCUGCAUCUGGUGGACCAUGGGGGUCUACACCUUCUGCAUCAUGGGGAGCAACCCCACCUGGACCUUUUGCUACAGCUGGUAUGCCUUUUCCACCUCCAGGCCCUUAUGGUGUCCCUGCCUUACCUCAUGGAUCCUGGGGUCCUAUACCUUCUGGUUCUUGGGGUGCUGCAUCUUCAGGACCUUAUUCUGCUGGACAGUAUCCACCUAAUAAUCCAUAUUCAGUGCCAGCUGGAUCAACCUUUCCAUAUGGUGGGCAGUCUGGAUCAUUUUCUCCUGCAGUGCCUGGGGGAUCACUUCCUGUACCUUACGAGUAUCCAUUGCAAACUGGUGUUCAUCCACGCUUAACAAUAACGAUCAAUGGUGAAGUUAAACAGAACCCGGAGAGGCCCCUGGUAUCUCUGUAUAAAGUUUCUGCUAAGGUAAUGCAUGAUUCCGAACAUAUAUAUAUUGUACAUUUUUAUGCUUCAGUAUAUUGUUAACUCUCCU